UCGGCAGGGUCCGGCGCCGCUGAGGGGUCCGGUCAGCGCGGCCGUUGGGCGGCGGAGCCCAGGCUGGGGGGACUGCGGACCGGACAGAGGUGCGUGCGGCUGGGGCGGGUCCACCGGGGGGCGCAGGGAAUGCUCAGAGCAGGGGCCAGUUGGGCGCAGACACCCCUGCAGCCAGGCAGCCAGCAGAGGAGUGGUCCCCCGCAGCAUGCUCACAGGACCGCCACCAUGACGCACCUGCUGUUGGCCAAGGUGCUGAGCAUGGUGGGCGUGUUUGCCUGCAUGCUGCUGGGCACCCUGCUGCCCGUGCGGCUGCUGGACGCCAACCUGGACAAGGCGCAGCGCUCCCAGAAGGCACUGGCGCUCUGCAACGCCUUUGGCGGCGGCGUCUUCCUGGCCACCUGCUUCAAUGCGCUGCUGCCGGCCGUGCGGGACAAGCUGCAGCGCGUGCUCAACCUGGGCCACAUCAGCACUGACUACCCGCUGGCCGAGACCAUCAUGCUGCUGGGUUUCUUCCUGACGCUCUUCCUGGAGCAGCUGGUGCUGAGCUGCCGCAAGGAGAAGCCGCCCUUCAUCGACCUGGAGACCUUCAACGCUGGCUGCUCGGACGCCGGCAGCGACUCCGAGUUCGAGAGCCCAUUCCUGGGUGGCGCGCGGGGCCGAGCCCUCCUGGCCUCGGAACCGCACGGCCACGGCCCCGGGCUGCUGCGGGUGCAGGAGCUGCCGGGCGCCGGGCCCCUGCGCCUGCUCAGCCUCGUCUCGGCGCUGUCUGCCCACUCUGUCUUCGAGGGCCUGGCCUUGGGCCUGCAGGAGGAAGGUGAGAAGGUGGUGAGCCUGUUCGUGGGCGUGGCCGUGCACGAGACACUGGUGGCCGUGGCCCUGGGUGUCAACAUGGCCCGGAGCGCCGUGCCACUGCGGCAGGCCGCCAAGCUGGCCGUGGCCGUGAGCGCCAUGAUCCCGCUGGGCAUCGGCGUGGGCCUGGCCAUCGAGAGCGCUCGCGGCGUGCCGGGCAGUGUGGUGUCCGUGCUGCUGCAAGGCCUGGCAGGUGGCACCUUUCUCUUUGUCACCUUCCUGGAGAUCCUGGCCAAGGAGCUGGAGGACAAGAACGACCGACUGCUCAAGGUGCUGUGCCUGGUGCUGGGCUACGCUGUGCUGGCUGCCAUGGUCUUCCUCAAGUGGUGAGGGGGAGCCCCCUGCUGGGGCUCCGCACCCACUCCUCGAAGAAGACCUCUAAGUGUGUCAACCUGCACGGCCUGGCCUCUCACCCUGGCCCCUUCCCUGGUGGCUGGGUCCCUGCCCUGCUGGCCCCCCGUGGGUCCUGGCAAGCCCCCUCAUGUGGCCGUGGCGAGGACUGAGGCUCAGAGCCUGCGCCAACUCUCAGGAGCCCCAUUUGUCCCCCAUUUCUGGAUAGUUCCUCCGCCCCCACAGAAG
Messenger RNA from Ochotona curzoniae (black-lipped pika), 1428 nucleotides. It is a transcript of the gene SLC39A3, whose product is annotated as solute carrier family 39 member 3. Gene Ontology annotation, cellular component: plasma membrane. The record is from RefSeq and is a predicted model, not a curated record. The transcript is spliced from 3 exons. Lineage: Eukaryota; Metazoa; Chordata; Mammalia; Lagomorpha; Ochotonidae. Bases 130 to 1179 code for a protein of 349 amino acids. Gene Ontology annotation, biological process: zinc ion transmembrane transport. Gene Ontology annotation, molecular function: zinc ion transmembrane transporter activity.